Messenger RNA from Sciurus carolinensis (gray squirrel), 240 nucleotides. It is a transcript of the gene Smim2, whose product is annotated as small integral membrane protein 2. The record is from RefSeq and is a predicted model, not a curated record. NCBI's taxonomy places the organism in Eukaryota, Metazoa, Chordata, Mammalia, Rodentia, Sciuridae.
AUGUCAGCUGGGCUGCCUCAUGGGGAGGGGGAGGCACGUGGCUAUACCCUUAGCAUCCUGUUCAGCUUCUGCAUGAGUGUCAUCUGUGACACCUACAUGGUCCUUGAUUGAAACAGCAGGGGAGAAAGCAGCUCUGGUGCGAGCGUCUCUUCUGAUGAGCACACCAGAAUACAGCAGAACAGAAGGCAAGGCCACACCAAAGAGGAUCCAAGUCAGGUGCCAGCAGCAGCGAUGUCAUGA